This is a messenger RNA of Argiope bruennichi, 1443 nucleotides long. RefSeq names its product degenerin deg-1-like. Gene Ontology annotation, molecular function: ligand-gated sodium channel activity. NCBI's taxonomy places the organism in Eukaryota, Metazoa, Arthropoda, Arachnida, Araneae, Araneidae. The record is from RefSeq and is a predicted model, not a curated record. The coding region runs from base 1 to 1443 and encodes 480 amino acids. Gene Ontology annotation, cellular component: membrane. Gene Ontology annotation, biological process: sodium ion transmembrane transport. The transcript is spliced from 12 exons.
AUGGGUAAAAGGAAGAGGGAAGAUUUCGUCAAUUACAUAGGAUCUGUUCUUCAGAAUUCUAUGUUGACUGGAAUACCACAAAUCGCGAGUGCUGCUAAUGCACCAAAGAGGAUUCUCAGAGCGCUGGUUUUUAUUUUCUGUCUGAUUGGAUUCGUUUACCAGUCGAUGGUUUUUAUGAACAUGUAUUGGGAGUAUAAAACCGUCAUAGAUAUACAAGUGGAAAAUCCGAAAAGAGCUGAAAUGCCAGCAGUCACCUUUUGCACCAACAAUGGAAUAAUGACAAGCAAAGUAUGCGCUGAUUCCAAAUUCAGUCAUAGAUGUAAGCCGGUGACAGCAUAUGAAGACAACGAAUUUUGCAACUGUAUGCCGAAUUUUUGCAUCGAUGGAGUUCUGCAGAAUUAUACGGUACCGUAUAUGCCCGUCGUGGACGAGCUCUCUCAUUCCGAGUACGAAGAGUAUAAACCUUUUCUCAUGCCACUGGACAAGCUGAUUGCUCGGUGCUACACCGAUUUCAAGGAAUUUGCUGAUGUUGAAAAAGACUGCGAACUUAAUUAUUACCAAAAUAUUCGCUGCCCCAAAGAAGACCACAAAGUCCUAUACGCCUGUUACACCCUGCACACCCUCAUUGGCCUCCCAGAUGGAGAAGAAGAAGAAGUGUCAACGCAAACAACCGAAAUCCUAGUACUGGAUUCCGUUCCAACCGAAUACAAUUUGAAAAUAAAAGAAGCAGAGUUCCAACUCUCGAUUCAUCACUCAAAGAACAUCUUGAAUCCUUAUGAUUAUGGUCACAGUUUAAAAAAAGGACAUACCAAUCUGUUCCGCUUGACAAAGACGGUGAAACAACUCCUUCCUCCGCCGUACGAAACGAACUGCAAAGAUUACCUAACAGAGUGGAAGAGCAGGGGAGGAAGAGGCCCAACGAACGAAAAGGAAUGCAUUGAAGAAUGCCAAAGGAAUAGCAGCAUGGAAAUAUUAGGUUGUAUAGUUCAUAUGCUGAAAGGACCCACAAACGAAAAGAUAUGCAAAUUAUAUCCAAGCGAUGAGCGGGUUCUGCAAGCUGCACACGAAUGUGCGGUUAAGAACUGUAAGCCUGCGUGUUAUGAAGUGUCUUAUGAAGCUACAAAGGAUGUUGUGAACUUCGACAUCAUUGGAAAUUGUUACGACAUAUUUGGAGACACCUUCAGCUCAGUGGCAAGGGUGGUAAUAAAACUGGAUGGAUUACAAACCACUACUUUCACUUACAGUCCUAAAUAUCAAAACAUUGAAACUUUUAGUUACGUCGGAGGUUACGUUGGAAUGUGGCUUGGAAUAUCUCUCGUCGCUGUGUUCGACUUCUUAGAAACCCUGGUGGUCAUUCUAAGGUACCCAUUUCGACAAAUCAUGGCACACAGAGCGAAGAAGCAAAGGGUGGAGCAAAUUCGCAAGUUGCAGAGAAGUGUGUGA